AACUGAGCCUAUAAAAAGGGAGUUUCACAGCAAGUAAUGUAUAACACAAGGGAUUCCUGUCUCUGUGGAUGUGAAUAGUGCUUUUCCUUUGACAUGGCACCUGUUCCUGCCAAAACAACACACAUUUUUGAUGCUGAAUGGAAAGGGAAACAGAAACUUCUGACAGCCAAAGGAACAAGCAAAGGAUCUGAAGAAAAAUAAGAGCUAAAAUAACAGUACUUGGGCUUUUCCACUUUUCUGGAAAAAAAAUGCACUUACAAGAUUGUUUCACAACGAGUCUCCCAGACUGAAAAGAACAUCUUACAAAAGAGCAUCUUUGCCAGCCGAGAUGAACUUAUCCCGUCAGCCCAACAUUCUAGACUUUAACUUGACUGUUACUGGGAACAACCUUUCACUGCCCACUGUUAAGACUAAAUCAUCAACUUGUGAGCAAGUGGUCAUAGCUGCUGAAGUGUUUCUCAUCCUUGGCAUUAUAAGCCUUCUUGAAAACAUACUCGUCAUCUGUGCCAUCAUUAAGAACAAGAAUUUGCACUCUCCUAUGUAUUUCUUUGUGUGCAGCUUAGCUGUUGCUGAUAUGUUGGUCAGUGUGUCGAACGCUUGGGAAACCAUUGCCAUCUAUUUAUUAAACAACAGGCAUCUUGUUAUUGAAGAUGUUUUUGUACAGCACAUAGAUAAUGUUUUUGAUUCAAUGAUUUGUAUAUCUGUUGUGGCUUCCAUGUGUAGUUUGCUAGCUAUAGCAGUAGACAGGUAUGUCACUAUCUUUUAUGCCCUCCGUUAUCACAAUAUAAUGACAGUGAAAAGGUCAGGGCUCAUAAUUGCAUGCAUCUGGACAUUUUGCACUGGUUGUGGAAUCAUCUUCAUCCUUUAUUAUGAAUCCAACUAUGUCAUCAUGUGUCUCAUUACAAUGUUCUUCACUAUGUUGUUUCUCAUGGUCUCCCUCUACAUACACAUGUUCCUUCUGGCUCGCACACAUGUCAAAAGGAUAGCAGCUUUGCCUGGAUAUAAUUCUGUUCAUCAGAGGACCAGCAUGAAAGGCGCCAUUACUCUGACUAUGUUGCUGGGUAUCUUCAUUGUUUGUUGGGCUCCAUUUUUCCUCCAUCUCAUCCUGAUGAUCUCCUGCCCUCAGAAUCUCUACUGUGUUUGCUUCAUGUCCCAUUUCAACAUGUAUCUCAUCCUCAUCAUGUGCAAUUCAGUCAUAGAUCCCUUGAUCUAUGCCUUUAGAAGCCAAGAAAUGCGAAAGACUUUUAAGGAGAUCAUUUGUUGCUAUAGCGUAAGCAUGGUCUGUGGAUUACCCAGUAAGUAUUAGGAAACCCAUCUGGACUGAAAAAAAGGCUUUCUAAACAAGAGUGCCAAAUGUAUGAUCUUCCAUACAUUUUUUUAUCAUUUUACCAUUGGCUGUGCCACUUUAGGCUGAUAGAGGUUGCUAUCACUGCUGUCUAAUAAAAUCCGGAAGGUCCCAUGUUUGCUAUCCCUGUUCUAAGAAACAAUGGUUCAUUUACUAAUAGAAAAGUGUAGAUGUACCUGUGUGUGCGUGCGCGUAUGUAUCUUGGAAACUAGUGUGCAAAGAAAGGAGUAGAAUUUGUAUCCUCGUAGUAUUUUCUGUAGUAACUGUGAAUAUAUUUGGUAAAUUCUCUUUGCACUUCAUGGAAUAGAGAUAAAAAGUCCGGAACAAAAGUCUUAGACUAUUCUUGAUGGAAUUCAGUUUUGAUCAGGUUUGCUUAACUGUUUGGUAAUGAGUGAAGAGCUUCUUCUACAAAAAAUGUGUGACUGUGAAUAUGAGUAUGUGACAAAUGUAAUUUGUAAAUAUCGGGUUCCAUGUGCCUCAGCCUCCAUGAGGAUGGCCAUAUACAGAGUUUUUCUAAAAU
Messenger RNA from Pogona vitticeps (central bearded dragon), 1865 nucleotides. RefSeq names its product melanocortin 5 receptor (gene MC5R). Lineage: Eukaryota; Metazoa; Chordata; Lepidosauria; Squamata; Agamidae. Gene Ontology annotation, molecular function: melanocortin receptor activity. The record is from RefSeq and is a predicted model, not a curated record. Gene Ontology annotation, cellular component: membrane. Gene Ontology annotation, biological process: G protein-coupled receptor signaling pathway.